This is a messenger RNA of Argiope bruennichi, 2593 nucleotides long. It is a transcript of the gene wkd, whose product is annotated as TBC1 domain family member 10A-like. The transcript has 10 exons. The record is from RefSeq and is a predicted model, not a curated record. Lineage: Eukaryota; Metazoa; Arthropoda; Arachnida; Araneae; Araneidae. The coding region runs from base 186 to 1319 and encodes 377 amino acids.
UAAAUGCUUUAAAUAGAUCUGAUGAUGAGUUAAUUUGUUUUUAAAAAUUAUUGUCCUUGGGUAAGAAUCUCGUUUCUUUAAAAAUAGGCGGGUUUGCAUUAUUUACUGUAAAAGAAUUGGAUGUAGAGAAAAUGAAUGAAAUUUUGCUAAUUCUGUAAGUGAAGUUAAGGCUAAAGAUAUGUGUUAUGGCCAGUUCUUCUAAUGUUUCUAUUGACGAAAGUGAUUGUGAUACUACAUAUAACAGUAUUACUCCUGAGCAAAAUGGUGUAACUGCUACUGAUGGAGUUGUUGAUCGAUUUGGUUUUAUUGGAAACAAAAAUCCAAAUUAUUCCACUAUUUUGCCAGUAGAAGUUCUAAGGCAUAGAGAACUGAAAUGGCUAGAAAUGUUAGAAAAUUGGGACCUUUUUAUGACAAAAAAGUAUAAAAAGGUGAGGGAACGUUGUAGAAAAGGAAUUCCUCCUGCUAUUAGAGCUAGAGCAUGGCAAUAUCUAUGUGGAGCGAAAUUCUAUAUGGAUAAUUAUAGACACAAAUUUACUGAAUUAGAUAGUGCUGCAGGAGACCCAAGAUGUGUUGAUGAUAUCAAGAAAGAUCUUCAUCGUCAGUUUCCAUCUCAUGAAAUUUUUGUUAAAUCCCAAGGUCAUGGCCAGGCUGAUUUGUUCAGGAUAUUGAAAGCAUAUUCUUUGUUUAAUCCUACUGUUGGAUAUUGCCAAGCACAAGCGCCAAUUGCUGCUGCCUUAUUAAUGCAUAUGCCAGCAGAGCAAGCAUUUUGGUGUCUAGUAGCCAUAUGUGAAAAAUAUCUGCCUGGUUAUUAUAGCCCUGGUUUGGAAGCUAUCCAAAUUGAUGGUGAAAUUCUGUUUGGCCUUAUGAAAAAAGUUUCUCCCACUAUCUACAAACAUUUGAAAAAGCAAAGGGUGGAGCCUAUUCUCUACAUGACAGAAUGGUUCAUGUGUGCUUUUUCAAGAACGUUACCAUGGUCUACAGUGUUAAGAGUGUGGGAUAUGUUCUUAUGUGAAGGAGUCAAAAUAUUGUUCAAAGUAGCUUUAGUUAUUUUGAAGACAGUUUUUGCAAGAGCAGAAACUUUAAAAAAUUGUCCUUCUAUGUAUGAAACUCUUGAGUGCCUAAGACAUAUUCCUGUUGAAUAUUUACAAGAUGAUUAUCUUAUCUAUCAGGUUUUAAAACUGAAUAUAACUGAGCAUGAUAUGGAAAAAGAACAUCAAAAACAAAUAGCUAAAAGACGUGCUUUGAGAGAACAGCAAAUGAUGCAAGAAAGUUUGAAUGGAACUUCUAAGAAAUCAAAAGUGCCCCACAGUAAAGAUUAAGUCACCUCAUUAUGCAUUUUUAAUGAAAAUAAUAUUGCGACUAUUUUUUAAAAAUCAUUUCUCUUAUUUUCACUCCAUAUUUUAUAUUUUCUAUUUCUCAGCAAUAUAUGGUUUACAACAGGGCUUCUUAAACUUUUUUCACUUUUGUGCUUUUGCCUAUCAGAAAAAUUUUGCAGUAAUUUCAUUACUAGAAUAUUAUAGAAUAAAAUAUUAAAUGAUAAUUAAAAUCUUAUUUAAAUAUAAAAAUGUUUCAUUUUUACUGAAUUAUUUUCAAAAACGAUGAUUUUUUAAUGUAUUCGUACUUCAAAAUGUAGUAGAAUCAGAAAAAAGAUCCAUGAAAAUUUUUGUGACCAUCAUAGUUUUUUAAAUGACUACAUUUGGCAACAUUAUUCAUAGUUUAAGGAGCCCUAGUUAUGAAAUAAUUAUUAGGUGUAAAGACAAAGAAAAUGUCUGUUCUCCUAAUAAUAAUAAUUGUAAAUUUUCGAAUAAUGUAUAAAUAUUCAGAUUUAUAUUGUUUUUAUUUGUAACAAAUAUGAUGAAUUUCAAGCAGCGUUUUCUUCUUAGAACUCUUGGCAUAAAGCUGUUGUAAUUUAUGAUUUUUUAAAAAAAUCUUUUUCUAUAAAUAUCACUGGUGAUUUUUUUUCAAUGAUUUUAAUCUAGUCUAAGUUAUGUUUUUGUUACACAUUUUUAUAUUUAUGGUGAGCACAAUUUGUGUACUGGUUUGUUUUCUAAAUAAUUUUUUCUGCAAAAGUUAGGGUGUAUAUGUUUUUUUUUUAUUAUUAUUAUUAUUAUUUAAUUCAUUUUUUGAAAAUCAUUCUAAAACUCUUGUUUGAUUAUUAUUAGAAUCAGGACUUUGAAUUAAGACAAAUCAAUUACUUCUCUUUUAUAUUCUUCAAGAUUUUUAUGCCAUUAAUUAUCUUUUUAAAAAGUUCUUUGCUAUUUUUUUUUCAAUCUUUAUAAUAAGAAAAAUAAGUCAGUGACAACUCAACUUGGACUGUUUGAAGAAAGCUACUAAGUUUAUCCAGGUACCUAAAAAUAACUUACAUAUUUGAACAGAAUUUAUUUUCAACUCUAGCAAUUAAUAUUCUAGAUGUUGUAGAUAAAACUUUAUAUUUAAAAUGAAAAUUUUUUUUAAUUUCCUGGACUUUUUUUGUUAACAUGAGUAGAAACAUUCCCAUCAACUUUUACUAAUGAUGCAUUGAUUUAUAACUUUCUAUAUACUGACAAAUUGUGUUGUCACAACUCUACAAACUCAGUUAUUAUUUUUAUUUUUU